AACCAUAACCACUCGACAUUAUAAUAUAUAGAUAUAGAGAGAGAAACAAGGAGAGAGAGAGAGAGUGAAAAUGGCUGCAGUGAAAGGAGCCAUACUAGCAGCAGAUAACGAAGCGAGCUUCCAAGACCAAGCAGAGAUAUGGAAGUACAUGCUCAACUUCGGCGACUCCAUGGCUCUCAAAUGCGCCGUCGAGCUCAAACUCCCCGACAUCCUCCACUCCCACGACGGUCCGAUGACUCUCUCCCAAAUCGCCGCCGCCAUCCCCAACGCUCCGUCCCCUCAACCCUCCCACCUCUUCCGAGUCCUACGACUCCUCGUCCGCCGAAAAAUCUUCACCGCCGAGGAAGGCGACGACGGAGAAACCUUCUACGGCCCCACCAACCUCUCGAAAUGGCUCCUCCACGAGCCAACUCCCACGGCCGAUAACGACGCGUCGAUCAUGACCCUAGCUCCGAUGCUGAUAAUGGAGAACAACCCCUGGUUCCUGGAUCCGUGGCACAAGCUGAGCGAGUUCAUCAGAGAAGGAGGGAUGGCUCCGUUCGAGAAGGAGCAUGGGUACAUGUUCGACUUUGCUGGGAAGAACCCUCUGUUCAAUAAGCUCCUCAACAACGCCAUGGCUUGUACGGCCAGGAUCACCAUUAGGACGAUCUUGUCUCGCUGUGGUGAUGCGUUGUUCAGUGGGGUUGGGUCGGUGGUCGACGUCGGCGGUGGGACUGGGAAUUUUGUGUCUGAGAUUGUGAAAUCGUAUCCGCAUAUUAAGGGUAUCAACUUUGACCGGUCGCACGUUAUUUCGACGGCUCCGACGUACCCUGGUGUGACCCAUGUUGGGGGUGACAUGUUUCAGGAAGUGCCUUCUGCUGAUGCCGUUGUCACCAAGUGGGUGUUGCAUGAUUGGGGAGAUGAACUAUGUGUGAAGCUAUUGAAAAACUGCAGAAAAGCCAUCCCAGAAAAGGGUGGGAAACUAAUAAUAGUGGACAUAGUUGUGGAGGCAGAUGGGAAAGGACUGUUCGAUGACACUGGUGUUGUGUUUGAUGUUCUAAUGCUUGCUCACAACACUGGUGGAAAAGAGAGAACUGAGAAAGAGUGGAAGAGCCUCUUGGACCAAGCUGGCUUCCCUCGCUACACAAUCACCAAAAUCCCUGCCUUGCAAUCCAUCAUUGAGGCCUAUCCAAACUAAUCCUUAAUUAAUUAUGUAUAUUAUUAAUCAUCAUCAAGUGAUAUAUAUAUAUAUAUGUAUAUCACUCUCUCUCUUCUAUAUAUAUAUAUUAUAAUAAAUCUCUGCAUGUGUGAACCUGUCUACUGUUCUAGACAUGUUAUAUUAUCACUACUACUAGGGCUAUAAUAAUAUUUAGCCAACUAUAUAAGUAUAUUCUUGAUUGAAUCAUGAUUUCAAGAAUUGUUUAUGGUUUGGUUAAUUGGUCUCAAAAUGUUAGUAGUGAAGUUGUAUUAUAUUGAGUGUGGCUCCAUUAUUUCCAUUUUCUUUUGUGUAUGGCUGUGAUUUAAUGGAAAAUUGUUGUAGCAGUUUUAUAAUAAUAAUAUUAUUAUUAUUGUU
Messenger RNA from Humulus lupulus (European hop), 1552 nucleotides. RefSeq names its product xanthohumol 4-O-methyltransferase-like. Lineage: Eukaryota; Viridiplantae; Streptophyta; Magnoliopsida; Rosales; Cannabaceae. The record is from RefSeq and is a predicted model, not a curated record. Gene Ontology annotation, molecular function: protein dimerization activity; S-adenosylmethionine-dependent methyltransferase activity; O-methyltransferase activity. The coding region runs from base 71 to 1177 and encodes 368 amino acids. The transcript has 2 exons. Gene Ontology annotation, biological process: methylation.